CAUCCAUCUCGCUCCACACAGACUCCCUGCGACUCCCCACCAGCAACUUCACAUCUGCCUAAGACAGUACAAAGCUGAUAAAAGACCAGAAGAUAUGGCUGUGGUUAGUGGAACUUACCGUAUGGUGUCGGAGGAGGAGCAGGCUCUCAGGGCCAAGCUGGAACGUCUCACCGUCAAGGACCACGGGCCAGUGUUUGGACCCUGCGCCAGCUUGCCGGACCACACCAAGCAGAAGGCCAAGGACGAGCUGAACGAGACAGAUGAGAAGCGGGUGGCGGCAGUGAAGGAGCUGCGAGAAAUGAUUAAGGAGAAGGCAGAUGCAGGUGACGACCUGGCCAAGGGGGUGCACGACACGUUUGGAGAGAAACCAGACAGUUUGCUGGUCCGCUUCAUCCGGGCCAGGAAGUACGACGUGCCCAGAGCCUUCGACCUAAUGAAGGGCUACGUGCGUUUCAGGAAGGAUUACCCCGAGCUGUUUGAGAAUCUGACCCCAGAGGCCGUACGCAGUACCAUCGAGGCCGGCUACCCCGGCAUCCUGCCGAGCAGAGACAAAUACGGCCGCGUGGUUCUGCUCUUCAACAUUGAGAACUGGGACUACGAGGAGAUCACGUUUGAUGAGAUCCUGCGUGCCUACUGCGUGAUCCUGGAGAAGCUGCUGGAGAACGAGGAGACUCAGAUCAACGGGUUCUGCAUCAUUGAGAACUUUAAGGGCUUCACCAUGCAGCAGGCGUCAGGAAUCAAACCCACCGAGCUCAAGAAGAUGGUGGACAUGUUGCAGGAUUCAUUCCCUGCCCGUUUCAAAGCUGUGCACUUCAUCCACCAGCCCUGGUACUUCACCACCACCUACAAUGUGGUCAAACCACUCAUGAAGGGCAAGCUGCUAGAGAGAGUGUUUGUCCACGGAGACGAGCUGGAAAACUACUACAAGGAGUUUGACGCCGACAUCCUUCCCUCUGAGUUCGAUGGGAAAGGUUCCAAGUACGACGGCAAUGCCACAGCAGCCAAGCUGUUCGACUAAACCUCCUCCCUCCAUUUGCAACAACCAGGCGAAGAGCCAUUAUAUAUUACAAACCCCCGCAGACUGUGGAGACUCAAAGGCCAAAUCUAACUGUGUGGUUGUGGGAAAAAAACAUUAUGAAUGAAAGGCACGAGUGUGUGAGAAGUUCAAGUGAUGUUGUUUUCCAGGGUUCCUGAUGAAGCACAGUCUUAACAGGAACAAGGCGGUCGAAACCACUCACCCUCAGUCAUUAUAGCCCUCUCUGUAUAAACCAUUUGGUUGCUCCUUAAGCACCUUACAGUUCCUCUUUUUUUAGCACUGGUGACCAAAGCCAGAUCUCUACAUAUUAUAUAGAUUUUCAAGUUUUAGAUAAUUAAAUACAGACUGACAGAUUCUUUAACAAUGCAUAUGUAUUAAGAUUUAAGAUUUUCGCCCUUUUAGGCAUUGACGUCACUUCAAAAUAGCAUCUUUUGAAAAUCAACCUUCUUAGUUUAAAGACUUAAAGAUUGAAAUAGACAAUUCAUCACAAUAAAAAUGUACAUGGCUUUAUUUUAUUUUUUGCAACAUAACAGUAAAGCAGGUUUGGGCUGGUGCUGUUUUCAUGCUUCCUUGUUGUUGUUGUUGUUGUUGUCCAUUCAAAAAAGCUCUAAAAAGACCAAAUUCACAAUCUUUAGUGAUUGUCGCCGACGAGGAAAAGUUUUCAUGCUCACAACUGUUACUGUGACUGGUCAAAAAAAUGAUGGUGACCAAAUGUCCUCAUGGAUUACAUAUCUUCAAGGCUUUGCAAGUUGAUGUGAUUUCAAACCCAAAUAAAUGGAAGCCAGUGGCUGUCAGAAGAAAAAAAAAUCUGCGUUAUUGUUAAGUACACAUAUUGAGUUAAAAAUUCAAAAGCACCAGUUUGAUUCUUUGAGCAUUCAGAUGCAUUAAAGUAUUUUUUAUGUAAUUUCAUGAAGAAAGAAAUUGUUUAAUUAAGACACACAGGCGGACUCACGUUGAGCCAAAUGAGAGUGCUUACCGUCUGUCUCUCACCUGUUCACUUGUGCGUUGUUUGGACUGUAGUUCACCCACACAGCUAGUUUGAACACUGGCAGGCUCCAACUUUCUGAGUUUCUACCCUCUGGCCCCCCCUCCCUGUCUCUCCUAGAAGUACAAGGCUGAUAUUUGAACAAGUGCCUGUCUCUCAUGUGUUUUUGAGAUUGCCGUUUCUUCAAUUUGAACAUUAUGACGUUUUACCCAUCGUGCUACC
This is a messenger RNA of Perca flavescens (yellow perch), 2243 nucleotides long. RefSeq names its product retinaldehyde binding protein 1b (gene rlbp1b). Lineage: Eukaryota; Metazoa; Chordata; Actinopteri; Perciformes; Percidae. Bases 95 to 1018 code for a protein of 307 amino acids. Gene Ontology annotation, cellular component: membrane. The transcript has 8 exons. The record is from RefSeq and is a predicted model, not a curated record. Gene Ontology annotation, molecular function: phosphatidylinositol bisphosphate binding.